AAAGAAAGUAUUUAUCUCUUAGUCUUUCCGUUUUGGUUGCAUCAGUUCCGGAGUAGUGUCUAAGUCUAAGAGUAAGAGUAAGAGAGUAAGACUAAGUAAAAGAGUAAGUCAGUGUCUUGUCUAACCGACACACCACACAGUGUAAACCGACCAGGCUCUCCGACUGUUACACGUCGUAGGAACGUCCCCUCUCGCCAACGUAGUGUUAAGCGAAAAGGGAACUUGUGGCUACACACAGUGUAGUCUGUACUGUAGCUGUACAGCAGUACAGAAGUAGCAGAAUGAGUGGCGGACUAGCUCCAAGUAAAAGUACAGUGUACUUGUCUAAUAUUCCUUUUUCGCUUACGAAUAAUGACAUCUACAAAAUCAUGGAGAAACAUGGUAAAGUAGUAAAAGUAACUAUAGUGAAGGACAAGGAGACACGACAAAGCAAAGGUGUAGCGUUCAUCCUGUUCUUGGACAGAACCUCCGCCCAUAACUGUGUUAGAGCGAUGAAUAACACACCGAUGUUUGGAAGGACGGUUAAAUGCAGCAUCGCCAAAGAUAACGGACGUACGACAGAGUUUAUACGACGAAGAGACUAUCCGGACAAGUCACGCUGCUACGAGUGCGGGGAGUUUGGCCAUCUAAGUUUUCAGUGCCCCAACAACCUGCUAGGAGAGAGAGAGCCUCCAAAAAAGAAGGAUAAGAAAAAGAGAAAGAACAAAGAUGAUGCAGCAGAGUAUGGAGCGUCUUCACAGAUGGAGGAGAAAGAGGAGGAAGAAGAGGAGGAAAUCGAAGAUCCUGCACUCGACACACUAGCCGCAGCUAUUCAGUAUCAGCAACACAGAAUAGAGGAGGACGACUACAGAUAUAGAGUGACAACGGGCGAGUACAGUGGCGCCGAUGGUGGCAGCGUGGAUACGGCUGACACACGGAAACGCUUCAAGAAGAGUGAAUACUUCAGCGAUGAGGAAGAGGAAGAUGAAGCGAGAACGUGAUCCCUGUUCGUCCGAUCUCAUUCUCCUGUAUAUAUACCACGUUAAUUCUCCACAUCGCAACCAUAUGAGCGUGAAUGUCAAUAUUGAUAUACGUGCUAUCCGACCAUGUAUCACUCGUUCGUUCACUCUGUAGGCAACUCGUGUGGUGGGGAAAGUAUUUGACCCACCUCUGGUGGGUUUGUAGACUAGAGAAUAUAUGCCUAUUGGAAGUUUUAUUCUGUUCAGUGAACUCUGCUGUUAUUGUACGAUGUCCUGGUCUUCUUUCUCGAUACUCUUGCUUUUAUGAUAGGUGUUACCUUUUUGAUAUAGAGUUAGUUACACAUGCCGUUUUUGAUCGUAUGGUGUAUCAAAGUUUCAAUGACAUUUAAAACUGUACUAUCUACGUUGUACAUAGAUUGUGGAAUGCAUGAUAUAUAUUAAUAAUGAUAAUAAUAAUGUAAAUACAAUAGAAAAAAAUCCCAACACAUUGUUCAUCUUUUAAUUUACUGUCACCGAUGUGACUUUUCAUUUUACAUUGAUGCAAGACUUGCCAUCUAGACUCUAAUACAAAAGUAGGCAUAUUUCUGUACAUAUUAUUUACAUAAUACCUCAUUAGGAGUUAAUAA
Priapulus caudatus is the source of this 1585-nucleotide messenger RNA. RefSeq names its product zinc finger CCHC-type and RNA-binding motif-containing protein 1-like. Gene Ontology annotation, cellular component: U12-type spliceosomal complex. Gene Ontology annotation, biological process: mRNA splicing, via spliceosome. The transcript is spliced from 6 exons. The record is from RefSeq and is a predicted model, not a curated record. The coding region runs from base 282 to 980 and encodes 232 amino acids. NCBI's taxonomy places the organism in Eukaryota, Metazoa, Priapulida, Priapulimorpha, Priapulimorphida, Priapulidae. Gene Ontology annotation, molecular function: zinc ion binding; RNA binding.